Cannabis sativa is the source of this 2469-nucleotide messenger RNA. RefSeq lists its product as uncharacterized. The transcript has 2 exons. The record is from RefSeq and is a predicted model, not a curated record. The coding region runs from base 343 to 1653 and encodes 436 amino acids. Lineage: Eukaryota; Viridiplantae; Streptophyta; Magnoliopsida; Rosales; Cannabaceae.
GUGUUUGGGUGGAUUUUACACUUGGUUUGAUGUUUCAGGUGGUUUUGGGAACACAAUUUGGAGCCUUGGGGGUGAUUUGGAAGUUUAGAGAUUUUGCUAAAUUUUUGAUGGACUUUUGCUGCAGCAUUUCUGUGAAGCACAACAGGAAUUUUCGUUCAUGUGGAGAACUUCCGCCGCUCGCAAGAUUUUUCUAGCAAAAUUUUAGCAAAAGUAAUACAUGUUCAAAGAGCACUCAGCAAGAUUUUUGCUGAACUUUUGUGGAAAUUUUGCUACAGCAGGCGUAAUAUCACUCACAUUACGAGAGGAAAGAUAUUUUCGAGCUUAUUAUUGUGAGAUUGAGCCAUGGCAAUCACCAAAUCCAAAUCGCGUAAGCGUAAAGCUCCGGCCAGCACAUCACCCACACCUCCACCACAACAACCAACACUUGCCUUGCCUUCCUCCGCCACACACUCACCACCCCGUACUCGUCCCCGUAAGGCCUCCUCACCUAAACCCAAAGCUCCACCCGCCAAAGCCGCUCCCUCAACCUCCAAGGGCCAACCCAAGCCUAAGCGCACCACUUCCACAUUUCCACCACCUAAACAGAACCCCACUACUCGUCCUAGAGCCAAAGCCGACCCCGUCCGUCAUCAAGAGCGGUUUGAGAUAUUACGAACCCGCAGCCAGUUGGCCGAGCGCGGCUUUCUCCCUGCCUCGGAAGCUUUACCUGCAUAUAUUACCAAUUUGAUUGCGGAGCACAAGUGGGAGAAAUUUUGUGCAAUUCCUAAGCCCGCUGUGGCCUCGGUUGCCCCUGCAUUUUAUGCUGCUCUUGAUCCAAAAUAUCCUGAUGUCGUUAGAGUGAGGGGUCAGAGUGUCCCCUUUUCUCCUGAUGUGAUUAACGACUUAUAUGGAUUGAGAGCUCCGCUUGAGGAUGAGUUUGCUCUUUGGAGGAUUAACCCAGCUUCUAUUCCAUAUGACGCCGUGCUUCGUGCUGUUGCUCACCCGGGUUCUGAAUGGUCUAUCUCGUCUUCCGGCCACCGCACCUUGUUACACUCAUCUCUACGGCCUGAAGCGAGUGUUUGGCUUGCUUUUAUUAAGUGCUCUUUGAUGCCCACAACACAUGACACCACAGUGAGCCAAACACGCCUCUGUUUAUUGUAUUGCAUCCUGGCAGGCAAGAAAAUAAAUGUGGGCAAGAUCAUUUAUGAGGAAAUUUGGAAGUGUUUUCAGAAAAAAGGCGGCAAGUUAUUUUUCCCCGCUCUCAUCACUCAGAUUUGCCUAGCGGGUAAUGCCGCUAUUGGGGACGAUGAAGAACUUCUAAGAGAGCGAAUCAGCAUUGAUUUGGUCUCGAUUCAGCGUGUUGCCACUCAUUGCACACCCUCGACUGCUCCUCCCAAACGUCACCAGCCAUCUAGCAGUCAGACGACUUCCGCCAAUCUUCCUCGCACUCAGCACGAACAAAUCAUGGAUCGCCUAGCACACCUUGAGGAGAAGCAACUUACCUACUUUCGCUAUGUUCAGGCGUGUGACACUGCAUUAGCAAAAUCUCUAAAGCGAAUGGCGCCAAGGCCGAUAGUUGACUUCCCAGUGUUCCCACAAGAAGUGUUUGCUCGAUGGGCUGAUCCAGAAGCUCCGGAAGACUCUAGCGCUUCAGAGGAUGACCCCGAGGGAUAGACAGAGGGAGUACUUUUUUCUUUCAGCUUCAGUAUUUAUUUUGCACUUGUCUUUUCUAUUUGUGUUCUUGUUUUUUCUGUUAUAGUUGUUGUUGUUUGUCUUGUUGUCUUAUGUUCGGGUGGUAUCUUGUCUUUGUUAGUGUUGCCUAGGGGGGCUCGAUGACGAUGUCGUGUUUCCACUUAGUUCUUGAAACUGAAUGUUUUUCUUUUUGAGUUUUAAGCUGCCUUUUUUAAGUUAACAUGUUGGUUUCCCUUCGUUGUUGAAAGUUUGCCUCUCUUGAUUGUGCUCAUAGCUUGACUAAAUGGUUUGUGUCACUAAUUAGUUUGAACUAAACCUUUGUGAGAGUUUAAGUCUCUAGAAUUACUUAGCAAUUUUUCCUUGAGGCGAAAUCCUAGACAUCCCUACCCCGAGGAAGUGAUAUAGGCCAUGUUUGGAACGUUUGAACCUUGAAGCCUACCCUUGAAUAUUUUAUCCCUAGUUUUUCCCCUUUGAGCUUGAUAUUCACAUUUUCUUUUCUUCGCCACUACAUAGCCUAGCUAGACAUAACUUCUCUUUUUCACCUCACCCCAAGACGCAUUGGUCUUUAUAAGAUACUAAUUUUUAUUGCAUAUUUGGGAGUUGUGGGGAGGGUAGUGAGUGAGUGUCAAUUGGGUGAGUAUUUGCCAAUUUUCUUUUUCUCUUUUUCUAAACAUUGAGGACAAUGUUGUUCUUUAAGUUUGGGGGGGGGGGGGAGUGGUUCUCACCUUUAUUGUUAUCUUGCCAUCUAGCUAGUUUAUGUCAUCUCUAUUUAGUUUAUAUAAGUUUAUUAUUCAAAAA